GUUUCUGCUCACGGAUGACCAGUACCUUUCCAAUUUUGGGGUUUACGUUUAUUUUUAAGUGAGUUAGAUCGGUUUAUUAUUGUAGAUCAAGAUAACGUGGGAUAGGGUAGGCUAUUCCUCGACAAAUAAGUAACAUUCAUUGUAAAAUGGCAAGUGAAAUUGUGGUAUUGACGUCUGAUUCUGAAGAUGAUGUUGAGUUUUGUGGGGAAUCACCUGGCAAAACGCCCUCCCAUACUAUUCACCAACCCUCAGAUUCGGACGAAGAGUUCAUGAACUUAGAUUUAGAUUCCCCAGUACGUCAAAAACAAAGUGAAAAUUUUGAUUUCAUGAAUCUAGGAACUAUACCAGAAAAAAGUUCAGGAAGAAUUUUAGCAAGCGAUUUAAUGCAGACCCAUGAAUCAAGGCCUUACUCCAAAACAGAAAAUUUAAGUUUACCAAAUCUGUGUUCUCUUCCAAGUGAAGCUGCAAGUUGCAAUAACCAACCUGGGAAAAAAUUAACUAAAACCAAGCAAGCCAAAGCAUAUGAUAAAGCCUGCAAAGCAGCUGAAGCAGCGAACAAAAAAUCAAAUAGAGCUUCUGAUUGCCUCAAAAAUGUUACAACACUUAUUGAUUCACGUUUACUUGAUGCUAUCCCUAACAGUGGCAAUAUUUUAACCCAGCUUCAGCAUUCUGAGAUGAAGCAUUCAAUUAUAGUGUCUCCCAUUCCCAAUUCUGUUUGUUGGAAGAGGGAGAAGAUUAAUUAUCAUGCAGCUGAAGAUGCUGUAAUUUGUUCAACAUCAACAACUGUACUUGAAGAUGAUGGUUUAAUUGUUCUAAUGGCUGAACAAUUUUUCACACUUGCGCAAUCAUCAAUCUGUGAUUAUGUUGCGAAAGUUUUGAAAAGUUUAAACAAACAGACCCUUACAUUGGUUGUCUAUGGCCUAACUACAUAUUGGAAAGAGCAAUCACGAAAGGACAAACGGCGGUUUCGUGAUCGUGUGUCCACCUCGACAGAAACCUCAAAAAAAAUUGGCUACCCGUUGGACGAUGAUAUUGGUUUUACACCUGCCGACCUGGAAAUACUAAAAGUUAAAUUAGUCUUGCAGACGGAAUGCUCAUUGUGGCCUGUAGAGACCGCAGAAGAAUUGGGAACUGUAAUUACGAGGAUAACUAAAGCCGUUGCUGAGCGCCCAUUCAAGGAUGAGCGGUUGGAACGGACGUUCGAUUUUUAUGCUGCUGAUGUUAGCGGUAAUGUCAAGGUAAGUAAAGACGGCCACGGCCUCGAGCGCUUAUGGCAGCAACAACUAAUGCAAUUUCCGUUGGUUGCUUUGGAAACCUCCCAAGCAAUUGCUUCGCGAUAUCCAUCUCCUCAAGCUUUAAUUCAGGCUUACAAAACGUGCAAAAAUGAUAAAGAAGCAUCACUUCUACUCCAGGAUAUACCGAUUCGGCGACACGCUGGACCGCUUUCUACAUCAAGGAAAGUAGGGCCAGAGCUCAGCAAAAAGAUUUACAAAUUUUUUUUUGGUAAAGAUGGUUUUGCAAUUCUGUGAAUUUAGUUAUUCAUUUCCUUGUUACAAGAUUGAUUGGAUUAACACCAGACACAUCUUUGUCUGGAAUAUAAUGCUGAUAGAAA
Molecule: messenger RNA, 1612 nt
Organism: Daphnia magna
Lineage: Eukaryota; Metazoa; Arthropoda; Branchiopoda; Diplostraca; Daphniidae
Gene: mms4
Product: crossover junction endonuclease EME1
Exons: 9
Coding region: 147-1529 (460 amino acids)
Biological process (GO): replication fork processing; double-strand break repair; mitotic intra-S DNA damage checkpoint signaling
Cellular component (GO): nucleus; Holliday junction resolvase complex
Molecular function (GO): DNA binding; nuclease activity
Source: RefSeq, a predicted model, not a curated record